This is a messenger RNA of Medioppia subpectinata, 511 nucleotides long. Lineage: Eukaryota; Metazoa; Arthropoda; Arachnida; Sarcoptiformes; Oppiidae. The record is from the annotation of a GenBank genome assembly.
AUUGUAAUAGUAAUUACAUAUUAAUUAUUCCACAAUGAAAGUAUUGUGUUUGUUGUCGUUAUUGUAUUUAUCGGUUAAUUCAUUGCCAGUCAAUGAGUUUAACGGUAAAAAUUGGGUUGUAUUGGUAGCUGGGUCAAAUACGUGGGGCAAUUAUAGACACCAGGCCGACGUAUACCACGCGUACCAAAUAGUAUACAACGGGCCGACCGGUCAUAACGGCACUGAUGUCUAUCACGGCGUACCCAAGCAUUACACCGGCAAAGAGGUUACCCCCGAAAAUUUCCUGAAAGUAUUGGCUGGCGAUAAGGGUCUGAAAAAGGCCGGUAAAAAAGUGCUGGAAAGUGGACCAAACGAUCACGUGUUUAUAUUUUUCGAUGACCAUGGUUCUCCCGAUUUGGUCGCCUUCCCCGACAAGUAUUUAUACGCCAAACUACUAAUGAAAACGCUGAAACAAAUGCACCAGGAUAAGAAAUACGCAAAAUUAGUGUUUUACAUUGAGGCUUGCAAAUCA